Messenger RNA from Agelaius phoeniceus (red-winged blackbird), 1614 nucleotides. Lineage: Eukaryota; Metazoa; Chordata; Aves; Passeriformes; Icteridae. The record is from RefSeq and is a predicted model, not a curated record.
AUGCCGGUGCGGAUCGGGUGCGGGUGCGGCGCCCGGGUCUCGGCGUGCGGGAGGUGCGGGUCCCGCCCUGCCCGGGAUGCCGGUGCCGGAUGCGGGUCCCUGCCCCCCGGUGCCGGUGCCGGUGCGGGCGCUGCCGCCGCUGCCGGGGAGGCGGGCGGGAGGCGGGCCGGUGACUCAUGGCUUCCCAACGGCGGCGGCUCCUCCCCGCGGCCGCCGGCCCCGCGCAGCCCCCGGCACAUGGGCCGCGGCUCCGGCAGCGCGGAGCUGGCCAUGGCCGCACCGCCCGCCCGCUGCCCCGACUGCCCGGGGCCGGAGCGGGGGGGCGGCGGCGCGACCUCCGCCGUGCCACACCUCGGCAUUGCGGUGAACGAGGGGGACGUGCUGCCCGGGGCGCUGCGGAUCGUGCGGCGGCUGAGACCCGCCUGGGACCCGGCCACGGUGAAGACCAAGCUCUUCACUGAUGGCAUCACCAACAAGCUGGUGGCCUGCUACACGGACGAGGGCAUGGCGGACGCGCUGCUGGUGCGGGUGUACGGCAGGAAAACCGAGCUGCUGGUGGACAGGGAGACGGAGCUGAGGAAUUUCCAGGUGCUCCGAGCCCAUGGAUGCGCCCCCGACCUCUACUGCGCCUUCCAGAACGGGCUCUGCUACCAAUUCCUGCCAGGAAUCGCGCUGGGACCCGACCACGUGAGGGAUCCCCACAUUUUCAGGCUGGUGGCCCGGGAGAUGGCCCGAGUCCACGCCAUCCACGCCAACGGGAGCCUCCCCAGGCCCAUCCUGUGGCAGAAGCUGCACAAAUACCUCAGCCUGGUGAAGACAGAGCUCAGCCCAAAGGUAUCCAACGCCAGCCUCCCGCGGGACGUGCCCAGCCCCGAGGCGCUGGAGCAGGAGCUGGCCUGGAUGCAGGAGACGCUGUCGCAGCUGGGCUCCCCCGUGGUGCUGUGCCACAACGACCUCCUGUGCAAGAACAUCAUCUACGACAGGACACGAGAGCGCGUGCGCUUCAUCGACUACGAGUACACGGGCUACAACUACCAGGCCUUCGACAUUGGCAACCACUUCAACGAGUUCGCAGGUGUGAAGGAGGUGGAUUACGGCCUCUACCCCAGCAAGGAGACGCAGCUGCAGUGGCUGCACUCCUACCUGCAGGCCUACAAGGAGCUCACCCAGGGCCACCCAGGUGACAGCCAGGUGUCCCAGGAGGAGCUGGAGACCCUCUACGUGCAAGUGAACAAGUUCUCCUUGGCGUCCCAUUUCCUCUGGGCCUGCUGGGGCCUGAUCCAGGAUAAAUAUUCCACCAUAGACUUUAAUUUCUUACGAUAUGCAAAGUUAAGGUUUAAACAGUACUUCAAGAUGAAGCCGGUGGUCACAGCCCUGCAGGUCCCCAAGUAGGGGCCACCCCGAGCUCUCCUGUCCUGGCCGUGCCCUCGCGCCCCCCUCGCCCCUCGCCCAGCCCGGCCGCGGUGCCAAGGGGGACAAGAGGAGCCCUGCCCCGGCCGCCACCGCUCCCAGGAGAGCCUGGCCACCCCCAAGACUGGACCAUGAGAUGCUGGAGAGGACCAGGGCCCCGGCGAGGCCCCAGCCCAUGCCAGGAAGCCUCACCACCGCCUUAAU